Molecule: messenger RNA, 2177 nt
Organism: Castor canadensis (American beaver)
Lineage: Eukaryota; Metazoa; Chordata; Mammalia; Rodentia; Castoridae
Gene: Timp4
Product: TIMP metallopeptidase inhibitor 4
Biological process (GO): negative regulation of membrane protein ectodomain proteolysis; response to cytokine; response to hormone
Cellular component (GO): extracellular matrix
Molecular function (GO): protease binding; metalloendopeptidase inhibitor activity
Source: RefSeq, a predicted model, not a curated record
GGAGGCAUUCUGCAAGAACCCUGGAGGGGUUGUUUUGACCCAGACACAGACCCCCACAGGCUCAGUUGGGGCUCUACAGUGUCAUGCCCUGGAGCCCCAGGGCUGCCCCAAGCUGGGCGCUGCUGCUGCGGCUGCUCGUGUUGCUGUGGCCCCCAGGUCUGGGGGAGUCAUGCAGCUGCGCCCCUGCGCACCCCCAGCAGCACAUCUGCCAUUCAGCACUUGUGAUUCGGGCCAAAAUCUCCAGUGAGAAGGUAGUUCCUGCCAGUGCAGACCCUGCCAACACUCAAAAAAUGAUGCGGUAUGAAAUCAAACAGAUAAAGAUGUUUAAAGGGUUUGAGAAAGUCAAGGAUGUUCAAUAUAUCUAUACACCAUUUGACUCCUCUCUCUGUGGUGUGAAACUUGAAGCCGGCAGCCAGAAGCAGUAUCUUUUGACUGGCCAGAUCCUCGGUGAUGGAAAAGUCUUCAUCCAUCUGUGCAACUACAUUGAGCCCUGGGAGGAUCUAUCCUUGGUGCAGAGGGAAAGUCUGAAUCAUCACUACCACCUGAACUGUGGCUGCCAAAUCACAACCUGCUAUACAGUGCCCUGUGCCAUCUCAGCCCCAAACGAGUGCCUCUGGACAGACUGGCUGUUGGAACGGAAGCUCUAUGGGUACCAGGCUCAGCAUUAUGUCUGCAUGAAGCAUGCUGAUGGCACCUGCAGCUGGUACCAGGGUCAUUUGCACCUCAAGAAGGAGUUUGUUGACAUCGUCCAGCCCUACUAGGGACCAGGGGCCACCACAUCCUUUCAAGAGUCCUAAAGAGCAAGCCAGUUCUCCUUCCCCAUGGAGCUCUGACCAUCACAAUCUGCCCUGUUGCUGCCAGACAAUGGAAAGAGACAACUGGAUGGCCUGGCCAGCAUCAUGGCAAGGAUGGGGCAUGUCACAGUUUGUGCCCAAGUCUCUAGCCCACAACUUUCCAUGGGCUGGGGAAGGUAGUGUGACUUUUCUGACCUGUCCUCAGCCCUUUCCUCUGCCUCCCAAACUCCAUUACGCUAGCUUAUACCUGUUACUAAAAGUUUUUAUUCUAGCUUAGUUUGGUGUUCAAAGCCAGGACUAUCCCCUUUCUCUCCAGGAAGAUGUGUUUUCCUUUUCCUUAACUGCUCUUAUAGGGGAGAAAUGGUGAAGUUAUACACAUGAGACGGUUUAGCUUUGUGAUAUAUAAUAACGGACAGUGGGCUGCCAGUAUUACAAACAGGAUGAUUGGCAGGAAUGAAAUGAACAAUAUACUACGACUGUGUAUCUUCUAUCCCUCCUGUCUCAAUUCAUCCUAAUUCUCUGAUACAUUUCCAUCCGCUUGGGGGAGGGCACGGCAAUUCUAAUUACUCAGUGUCAGAGCAGGAGCAGCUAACCUGUCUCUAUAUACUGCAGUCCUCCUGACACUCUUCCUGGCAGAAGAUCUGGCCCAGUUAGUACACCUCUUUGGACAAGAGCAGACUUACUUUCUAAAUAUAGGUAUUUUCCCUCCAGGUUAAAUAUCCUUAUCUUUAACUGAUGACAACAGGACUCCUUUUCUGCCUCUUUUAGGUUACUAAUGUCUCCAUUCCUACUUCAGAACUUAUUUUUUUAAAGCCAAAAAAGUUUUUGUCUUAUAGAGUUGAAAUCUCCCUUUUAUCAGCUUGACACCUCAGAAAUGGACUUUUCCUGAGAGCAAAUUUUAGGAUAGAGGACAGGCGAGAAAUAACACAAGGACCCUUUGGAGACAGUAUGUUAGAGGAAGAAUAACUUUGUACUUGCUGUAGUUUCUCUGUGCCACACCUUCCACCCUCUACAGUGGUCAACCCUGCUAGAUAUUAAAGUAGGAAAAAGCCAACUUUGAUCUCUCAGCUCAGUCACCUCACCACUGUGUCUUGGACUCCCUUAGAGUUCCAGUUAUAGUCCCCUUAGGGGUCCUUGGCCUCUGAAAGCCUUCCUGGCAUACUCUGAAAGGGAAAGCCCUGAUAUUGGCCUCUAGGAUUUUUUUUUAAAGACAAGGGCUUAAAAUUCCAGAUUCUCUUUCUGGGGGAAUCUCUGGAAAGAUGAUGAAGAUAGUUCUUUUUAAGGUCAAGGUGGUUUUUCAUCCUCUAUGUGUGCUCUGCUGGUGAGAAAGGCCAUGUACAAUGUGCAAAAAGAAGGCUCUGGAUUCAGAGAAAUGUCAUACAC